GACUGUGCGGGGGCGGGUCUUGCCGGGGCCGCAGCCUGAGAGGCUUUAAAGCCAGAGCCCCGCGCUGCUUUUCCAGAUUCUCGGACCUCGGCGACCUCCGGGUAUCCGAGUUUGCAGACGACGUGUGUGCAGCUGGUUGCCUCAGGUAUUUGAACCAUGACUCUUUUACUCCUCCUGGUUGUCCUCUGCUUGGGAACAGCCUUAGCCACUCCAAAAUUUGAUCAAACGCUUAGUACACAGUGGCACCAGUGGAAGUCCACGCACAGAAGACUGUAUGGCACGAAUGAGGAAGAGUGGAGGAGAGCCGUGUGGGAGAAGAACAUGAGAAUGAUCCAGCUACACAACGGGGAAUACAGCAGCGGGAAGCAUGGCUUCACCAUGGAGAUGAACGCCUUUGGUGACAUGACCAAUGAGGAAUUCAGGCAGGUAGUGAAUGGCUAUCGGCACCAGAAACACAGGAAGGGGAAGAUUUUUCAGGAACCUCUGAUGCUUCAGAUCCCCAAGAGUGUGGACUGGAGAGAAAAGGGUUGUGUAACUCCUGUGAAGAAUCAGGGCCAGUGUGGUUCUUGUUGGGCGUUUAGCGCAUCAGGCUCUCUAGAAGGACAGAUGUUCCUUAAGACUGGCAAACUGGUCUCACUGAGUGAACAGAACCUUGUGGACUGUUCUCGUGAACAAGGCAAUCAGGGCUGUAAUGGAGGCCUGAUGGAUUAUGCUUUCCAGUACAUUAAGGACAAUGGAGGUCUGGACUCAGAGGAGUCUUAUCCCUAUGAAGCCAAGGAUGGAACUUGUAAAUACAGAGCUGAGUUCGCUGUGGCUAAUGACACGGGGUUCGUGGAUAUCCCUCAGCAAGAGAAAGCCCUCAUGAAGGCUGUGGCCACUGUGGGGCCUAUCUCUGUCGCCAUAGAUGCAAGCCAUCCGUCUCUCCAGUUCUAUAGUUCAGGCAUCUACUAUGAACCCAACUGUAGCAGCAAGGACCUCGACCAUGGGGUUCUGUUGGUUGGCUAUGGAUUUGAAGGAACAGAUUCAAAUAAGAAAAAAUAUUGGAUUGUCAAGAACAGCUGGGGUCGUGAAUGGGGUAUGGAUGGCUACUUCCAAAUAGCCAAAGAUAUGAACAACCACUGUGGAAUAGCCACCGCGGCCAGCUAUCCUACAGUGUGAAUUGAUGGACAGCGGAAAUGAGGACUUAUGGACACUAUGUCCGAAGGAAUUCAUCUUAAAACUGACCAAACCCUUAUUGAGUGAGGCCAUGGUACUUGAAUGGACACUAUGUCUGAAGGAAUGCAUCUUAAAACUGACCAAACCCUUACUGAGUGAGGCCAUGGUACUUGAAUCAUUGAGGAUCCAAGUCAUGUCAUGAUUUGAAUUCUGUUGACAUUUUUACAUGGGUUAAAUGUUACCACUACUUAAAACUCCUGUUAUAAACAGCUUUAUAAUAUUGAACACUUAAUGCUUAAUUCUGAGUCUGGAAUAUUUGUUUUAUAAAAGUUGUAUAAAACUUUCUUUACCUUUUAAAAAUAAAUUUUAGCUCAGUGUGUAUGUA
Molecule: messenger RNA, 1540 nt
Organism: Arvicanthis niloticus (Nile rat)
Lineage: Eukaryota; Metazoa; Chordata; Mammalia; Rodentia; Muridae
Gene: Ctsv
Product: cathepsin V
Biological process (GO): proteolysis
Molecular function (GO): cysteine-type peptidase activity
Source: RefSeq, a predicted model, not a curated record